CCCGCUUUCCUUUAAGCUUGUUCUGGUGAGGUGAUUAGAAAAGAGGCGAGAAGCAGCUAUCAAACCUCUUUAAGGCGAAAAAAAUAUGGCCGUGUCCAGCUGCGCUAGGGUUAUUCCGUCGUUCGAAUGCCGGUCAGAUCCCGAUUUUUCCGGCAAUCCACGGUCGGACAAGCCGAGUUUUGGCAGCUUCUCCGGCAAGGCCAAGUCGUUUCCGAUCCGUGGUUUGGCCGGAGCAUCGUGCGGUUCGGCGGGCCUGUCUUCUCUGAUUUUCAAGUUCCCUCCGAAUUUUGUCCGGCAGCUUAGCAUCAAGGCCCGGAGGAAUUGCAGUAACAUCGGUGUCGCCCAAGUUGUCGCAGCUUCGUGGUCAAACCAACCGGCAUCUGUUCCUGCUACUUCCACGGCCGUCAAUGCUACUCCUGCGGUCGAUGUUGCCGCGGCGGUGGUUGACGGUGAUUGUUGUAACAAUACUGAUGUACAGUUUUCCGGUUUGGUCGAUUCGAAGGCCUCAUUUUUGUGCUCCGAUGGGACUGUCGCUGUUCAUGCCGGUGAAAGGUUAGGUCGUGGUAUAGUCACCGAUGCAAUCACCACCCCGGUUGUCAAUACUUCUGCUUACUUCUUCAAGAAAACGGAUGACCUCAUUGAUUUCAAGGAGGGACGCAGUGCAAGUUUUGAAUAUGGGCGUUAUGGAAACCCAACUACGGUGGUGGCAGAGGAGAAGAUUAGUGCACUAGAGGGGGCUGAGUCAACAAUGUUUUUGGCUUCUGGAAUGUGUGCUAGUACGGUCAUGCUGAUGGCAUUGGUUCCUGCUGGUGGGCAUAUUGUGACUACCACAGAUUGUUACAGGAAGACUAGAAUGUUCAUUCAAAAAAUACUUCCCAAAAUGGGGAUCCGGGCAACUAUUAUCAAUCCUGCUGAUAUGGAUGGACUGAAAUCUGCCCUGGACAAGAAUGAUGUAUCUCUUUUCUUUACAGAAUCCCCAACCAACCCGUUCCUCUACUGUGUUGAUAUUGAAUUGGUUUCUAAGCUUUGUCACAGCCGGGGUGCACUGGUGUGCAUAGAUGGAACUUUUGCAACACCUUUGAACCAGAAGGCUCUUGCCCUUGGUGCCGACAUUGUUCUGCACUCUGCAACAAAAUACAUUGCUGGUCACAAUGAUGUUCUUGGAGGUUGUAUUAGUGGUUCUGCAAAACUGGUUUCCGAAAUCCGUACCUUGCAUCACAUUUUGGGUGGUACGCUAAACCCGAAUGCCGCGUAUCUGAUCAUCCGAGGCAUGAAGACACUGCAUCUUCGUGUACAGCAGCAAAAUUCAACAGCAUUGAGGAUGGCCGAGGUUUUAGAGGCACAUCCUAAGGUGACACGUGUCUAUUAUCCAGGCCUGGCAAGUCACCCAGAUCAUCACAUUGCCAAGAAACAAAUGUCUGGCUUUGGUGGUGUUGUCAGUUUUGAGAUCGAUGGGGACUUCGAGAAAACAAAAAAAUUCAUCGACUCCUUGAAGAUUCCAUAUAUUGCCCCAUCGUUUGGAGGCUGCGAGAGCAUUGUAGAUCAGCCUGCACUCAUGUCCUACUGGGAUCUUAACCAAGCUGAGAGAACCAACGAAUUUUCCAUCAGGGACAACCUGGUUAGGUUCAGCGUUGGAGUCGAAGAUUUUGAGGACUUGAAGGCCGAUGUCCUCCAGGCUCUGGAGAAUAUAUAGAACGUGUCAUAUCCAUUUUUUUUCUCCUUAUCCCCUGGCAAUUUUUCUGGGACUCUUUUCUACCAUUCUGAUUAAGCGUUUAAUCUUCCUGUUUUGUGUUUCAGCUUCGUCCAAAUAAGAACCGAGAAUGUAAUGCCUAUCGUUCUAAUGUCUCAAUUAUUCCGUAUUAGUUGUUUCCUUGUUAUGGUGUUUCAAUUGAUCAGUCUGUUCGAAUGAAAUGGAAAUCCUGCUAGGGAGCAUUUUCUUA
Messenger RNA from Nelumbo nucifera (sacred lotus), 1940 nucleotides. RefSeq names its product Pyridoxal phosphate (PLP)-dependent transferases superfamily protein (gene MTO1). Gene Ontology annotation, cellular component: chloroplast. Gene Ontology annotation, biological process: transsulfuration. The record is from RefSeq and is a predicted model, not a curated record. Gene Ontology annotation, molecular function: cystathionine gamma-synthase activity; pyridoxal phosphate binding. NCBI's taxonomy places the organism in Eukaryota, Viridiplantae, Streptophyta, Magnoliopsida, Proteales, Nelumbonaceae.